AUGUUUUUUGAUCUUAUAUUUCGUGUUGGUGGCCAAACAGGCAUAGACAGAAUCUUUCAAGAUGAAUUUUUUGAGUUUUCAAAAGAUAAAAAAAAGCAAUUGAUUAAUAAUCAAGAGUUCAUUAUGUAUAUAACUAAUACGAUUCGUUUUGUUCUUACCGGUUUUUGUCCAAAAGGUAGAAAAUGUGAAGAUGGAACUAUUGAUAAUAAGUAUCCAAUGGUGGAAUUAGAUAUUGACGACUAUUCUUAUAGGACCGAUAAAAAUAUUGAGUUUUCAGAUGGU
Messenger RNA from Dentiscutata erythropus, 282 nucleotides. NCBI's taxonomy places the organism in Eukaryota, Fungi, Glomeromycota, Glomeromycetes, Diversisporales, Gigasporaceae. The record is from the annotation of a GenBank genome assembly.